GUAUCAAUUGUUUUUAAGCAAGAGCUAUAAGCAAGGUAUAAAAGUGGAUGCUGCUGUACUGAAUAUUUAUAGUUUUCUGCUGACAAGAAAAAGACGAACCACUAAAACGAAAAUGGUUUCCAAGGCUGUUGUCAUCUGCACCUUCGCCUUUAUGAUUCAGGCUAUCAGCGGCCAGAGUUGCUACAGAGCCUUUGGUUCCUCUAGUGACUGCAAGUCCAUCGUCAUUUCCAACAGCGGUGGCGAGAUGCUCAUCACCGCUCUCGGCCCCAUCUCGCCUUCCGGCAUCGCCCUCGCCACCGAGCUGGGUCUGUCCGGCGAUCUAAACCUGUCCGGCGAGCUGCCGUACCUGAGCGCGGUGGAGUUCCAGGGCCAGUUCGACACCAGAGGCUCGACUCCUGUAUCGUACGGCUGCGGGGACUGCAUCGCCAUCACACAGGAGCUCGGCAACCCGAGCGGCGUUAACGCCAACAUUAACUCUGGCUCCAAAAUCGUUAGCUGCUGCGGUUGUGGCAAAUACUAAGAAUUACACAUAAUUUUUACAAAUAAAAAAUUGUAUAUGAA
Messenger RNA from Cydia strobilella, 561 nucleotides. RefSeq names its product chorion class CB protein M5H4-like. Bases 113 to 520 code for a protein of 135 amino acids. Gene Ontology annotation, biological process: multicellular organism development; chorion-containing eggshell formation. The transcript is spliced from 2 exons. Gene Ontology annotation, cellular component: egg chorion. Gene Ontology annotation, molecular function: structural constituent of egg chorion. The record is from RefSeq and is a predicted model, not a curated record. Lineage: Eukaryota; Metazoa; Arthropoda; Insecta; Lepidoptera; Tortricidae.